Perkinsus marinus ATCC 50983 is the source of this 474-nucleotide messenger RNA. RefSeq lists its product as hypothetical. The coding region runs from base 1 to 474 and encodes 157 amino acids. Lineage: Eukaryota; Perkinsozoa; Perkinsida; Perkinsidae. The record is from RefSeq and is a predicted model, not a curated record. The transcript is spliced from 6 exons.
AUGAGCUCUUCCCCUGGUAACUACGCGGCGAUGACCAUUGCGGAGCUCCGAAGUAUUCUAACUAGAAAUGGUGUUAAGGUGCCUCAGUCUAGUGUAAAGAAGGCAGUACUGGUAAACAUGUGUUUGAAGGAGUUGGGUCCUGUCGUUUCGAGAAGAGAAUCUUCUAUCGCGAGUCCGCUACCACAAACACCGUCGAGCUCUGGAGGAAAGAGCCCUGUUAGAUCGCGCCGCGGUCCAUCUAGCAGGGAUAGGGGUUCGAGAGUGAGUAAGAGCUCGAGAGUUGGUCGUGAAAGCACUAGUCGAGCUAAGACGAAAUCUCAAGGCUCUGCGGUGACGAGGAGGAGUUCGAGAGCGCGCACUAGCAUCUCAUCCGCGUUUGAUAGUGAGGGAACUGACCUCGUCGAUGUGGCUCGGAUGUUCUCUAGUGAUGAAGAGGAGAUGAGCGAUUCGAAAGGGCCGACCUCCGAGUCGUAG